AUGGAGACAUCCUGUUUCAAAUUUUACCAGAGCAAGAUGAGAUGAAGUAACCAAGCCACUUGGAAUCUCAAGAGUAAUAUGUGGGAGACCGUGGACUCCAUGCUUCCAACAUAGGAACAGGUCCAGGUUGGGAAUCUUCACUUCUGAGAGAAUGCUGGGAAUCUGCAGAGGGCGACGGAAAUUCCUGGCUGCCUCUCUGACUCUACUUUUUGUUCCUGCUAUAACUUGGAUUUACUUGUUUGCUGGGAGCUUUGAAGAUGGAAAGCCAGUGUCACUGUCUCCAAUCGAAGCUCAGCCCCAUAGCCCUCGUUACACAGCCACAAGUCAACGUGAAAGAGAGAGCCUGGAGGUCCGCAUGCGGGAAGUGGAGGAGGAAAACCGGGCACUUCGCAAGCAGCUCAGUCUGGUGCAGAGCCGGGGUCUGUCCCAUCAUCGAGGCAAUCACUCAAAAACUUACUCCAUGGAGGAAGGGACAGGGGACAGUGAGAGCCUGCGGGCUGGCAUUGUGGCAGGGAACAGCUCAGAAUGUGGACAACAACCAGCAGUGGAAAAAUGUGAGACAAUCCAUGUGGCUAUUGUCUGUGCUGGAUACAACGCAAGUCGGGAUGUUGUCACACUCGUCAAAUCAGUCUUGUUUCACAGACGGAAUCCUCUUCAUUUCCACCUCAUUGCAGAUGCCAUUGCAAAACAGAUCCUGGCAACUCUUUUCCAGACCUGGAUGGUUCCUGCAGUGCGCAUAGACUUCUACGAUGCUGAUGAACUAAAGUCUGAAGUGUCCUGGAUACCCAACAAACACUAUUCUGGCAUUUAUGGGCUGAUGAAGCUGGUUCUGACAAAGACUCUCCCUGCCAACCUUGAACGAGUCAUUGUACUUGACACAGACAUUACCUUUGCUACAGACAUUGCUGAGUUAUGGGCUGUCUUUCACAAGUUCAAAGGCCAGCAAGUCCUUGGCUUGGUGGAGAAUCAGAGUGAUUGGUAUCUAGGAAACCUCUGGAAGAACCAUCGUCCCUGGCCAGCUCUUGGGAGGGGUUACAACACAGGUGUCAUUCUGCUACUUCUGGAUAAAUUGCGCAAAAUGAAAUGGGAGCAGAUGUGGAGGCUCACAGCUGAAAGAGAGCUAAUGAGCAUGCUCUCCACUUCAUUGGCUGACCAGGAUAUCUUCAAUGCAGUCAUCAAACAGAACCCAUUUCUUGUGUACCAGCUUCCUUGUUUCUGGAAUGUGCAGCUGUCAGAUCAUACCCGCUCUGAACAGUGCUAUCGAGAUGUGUCUGAUCUAAAGGUGAUCCAUUGGAACUCACCAAAAAAGUUGAGGGUUAAGAACAAACACGUUGAGUUUUUCCGCAAUCUCUACCUGACAUUCUUAGAGUAUGAUGGAAACUUGCUGAGGCGGGAACUCUUUGGUUGCCCCAGUGAGGCUGAUGUCAACAGUGAAAAUCUCCAGAAACAACUCUCUGAGCUGGAUGAAGAUGACUUGUGUUAUGAGUUUCGACGGGAGCGUUUCACUGUCCACCGCACUCACCUGUAUUUUUUACAUUAUGAAUAUGAACCUGCGCCAGAUAACACUGAUGUGACACUGGUGGCUCAGCUCUCAAUGGACAGACUCCAGAUGCUUGAAGCCAUCUGCAAACAUUGGGAAGGCCCCAUCAGCUUGGCUCUCUAUCUUUCUGAUGCAGAAGCUCAGCAGUUUCUACGCUAUGCCCAAGGCUCUGAAGUCCUCAUGAGCCGGCACAACGUUGGAUACCACAUAGUAUACAAGGAGGGCCAGUUCUAUCCAGUGAAUCUCCUACGGAAUGUGGCUAUGAAACAUAUCAGUACACCAUACAUGUUCCUGUCAGACAUUGACUUUUUGCCUAUGUAUGGACUCUACGAGUACCUCAGGAAAUCUGUUGUCCAGCUGGACUUAGCCAAUACAAAAAAGGCUCUCAUUGUACCUGCUUUUGAGACCCUCCGGUAUCGCCUCUCUUUCCCGAAGUCAAAAGCAGAACUAUUGUCUAUGUUGGACAUGGGGACUCUCUUCACAUUCAGGUAUCAUGUCUGGACAAAAGGGCAUGCACCAACAAACUUUGCCAAAUGGCGAACAGCUACCACACCAUAUCGUGUUGAGUGGGAAGCAGAUUUUGAGCCAUAUGUCGUGGUAAGGCGGGAUUGCCCAGAGUAUGACCGAAGGUUUGUUGGAUUUGGCUGGAACAAAGUUGCUCACAUAAUGGAAUUGGAUGCACAGGAAUAUGAAUUCACGGUGCUGCCCAAUGCCUAUAUGAUCCACAUGCCACAUGCUCCCAGCUUUGACAUCACCAAAUUCCGCUCCAACAAGCAAUAUCGUAUUUGUCUCAAGACCCUGAAGGAAGAAUUCCAGCAGGACAUGUCACGCCGUUAUGGUUUUGCAGCACUAAAAUAUCUCACGGCAGAGAACAACAGCUAGCACCACCGGGAACUGUUACAGAAGACAGACUGAAAAGGAGGAGCCAUUUUAAGUGUGCGGCCCCAGUCUUUAGCCUGGAACUGAGAGACAUCUUUGUUUUCUUCUUUUUUAAAAAGACAACAGCAUUGAGCAGUUCUAACAAUAGACAUUUGGAACAGGCUGUCUCCAGAUUCUGCUCACAAGCCACCACUCAUCUGCCACCCUCAGGCCUUUGGCUUUAUUGUCCACAAAGUGUGAAUAAAUGGGAGGAGGGAAGGAAGAACAGUACCCAUAUCAUUGGCAGCACAUAGGGUGGCAGGAACAAUGGGGAUGGAUUAUUCAUUCUUAAAAACUGCACAGCAAAAACAGAUCUUCUUUGGAAUAUAGGCUUUCAUGUUGCUAUUUAAUAUUUCAACAUUUUUUAAACAAGAUAUGAAAAAGAAGAUCUUCAGGUUACUGUCCUGUGAAUUUGGAAAUGGGGUCUACUUCUCCCAAAAAAAAAAGGGGGGGGGAUAUUUGCACCUGUAAGACAACUGUUGUCUAUUCACAUAAGAACACAAUAGAGCAGGAUGAACCAGAUUUCCACCAUCAGAUGGAGAGUUAUUUCUAACAUACAGGAUUUGUGGUAUAUUAUAUCCUCAAAUAUACACAGCUUUACUGUGUAGGCUUGCUCAUUUCUCUAAUGUUGUAAAGAUGGAAUGUAUCCUAGAUCCCCUCUGUUACCACCUGAUCUGACCAUGUCCCUUUGGUUUUUUUUAAUCCAAAUUGCACCCCCUUUUGCACAUUAUUUUCAUAUCCAGCUCUAGCCAUUCACCUAAGAAGAUCUGUACCUUUACUGUCUCAUGAAGGUACCUGGCAUCUUAAGUCCUAUUCCCACUUGAGAGGGAUUGGUUCAGGAUCCCUACUAAAACAAGAGGCCAAAUCUGAGUACCAUUCUUUUUUUAAAGGGGGUGGAGCCCAUGUAAAAGCAUUGGCUGAGAGGUCAUUUUAUGGGGCAAAUUCAACCUGUUGGUUCUUCCACUGAACACCUGCCCACAAAAGCCCUUAUGGCUGUUUGUGGGUGAAAGCAGGAGAAAGAAGUAUGACCAUUUAUCCUCAGAAGCCACAAGAUACUGCAGACAUUUGAGAAAUUACUUCAGUAAAGGAGUUUAUUAUAAUAAAAGGAACAAAGUAAAAAGAAUUAGCUCCCCAUUUGAGUUGGGGCAGGGGGAGAAAAGGAUGUUUGAGGGAAUCUUGAUAGUUCUUGUUUCAACCAGGCUGAUUUAAUUUACAAGAACUGUUACAUGUAGGAAUGUAUGGCAAGUAUAGCUGAGGAACGUGAAUAAGCAACAGAGACAUGCAACCAGAUACUGGACAUUUUAUUUUCUUUAUUUCUUCUGUAUUAAUGUUGUGUUUACAUGGAUGGAGGAGAUGAGGUUUAAUGCACUACCCUUGUUUGGGACUACUUGUAUUUGGUUGCAAUGUUACAGAGAGAGAAGAAUUUGAAUAAAUGAGAAAUGUGUCUCUCUUCCUUCCCC
Messenger RNA from Sceloporus undulatus (fence lizard), 3918 nucleotides. RefSeq names its product LARGE xylosyl- and glucuronyltransferase 1 (gene LARGE1). Gene Ontology annotation, biological process: protein O-linked glycosylation via mannose. The transcript is spliced from 15 exons. The record is from RefSeq and is a predicted model, not a curated record. Bases 152 to 2422 code for a protein of 756 amino acids. Gene Ontology annotation, molecular function: xylosyltransferase activity; glucuronosyltransferase activity. Lineage: Eukaryota; Metazoa; Chordata; Lepidosauria; Squamata; Phrynosomatidae.